Echinops telfairi (small Madagascar hedgehog) is the source of this 1695-nucleotide messenger RNA. RefSeq lists its product as uncharacterized. NCBI's taxonomy places the organism in Eukaryota, Metazoa, Chordata, Mammalia, Afrosoricida, Tenrecidae. The record is from RefSeq and is a predicted model, not a curated record.
AUGGGAUCUUCUCAGAGAGGCACAGUCUAUCACUUGGUCAAGACAAAUAAAACUGGGUCCAAAGUAGCCGUUGCAACGCACAAAGGGGCUGAGGUUAGUAGCGCAGCCCCUCACCGGGGACACGGGUCCUCUGUUACUUCACACCAUCGAAGCAUUGCCAACUCCCUGACUUCUCCUCCUAGUCGAAAGUCAGAGGCUGGGCAGCACACCACAACCGACUAUGCUCGCUCCUUCUCCCCCCCAUCUGGGCCGAGUGUCAGGGCAUCUGUCCCCCGGGGCAUCGAGAGCCAGAGCCGGACAAGAUCUGAGGCGUCCCGCCAAAGCUCUUCUCCCCAGAAAGGCCAGCGCACCCAGUCCAUUUCCCACAAUGUCACCUUACAUCGGAGUGUGAAUGCACCGCGGGAGGAGGCCACACUCCGAGCUGCGGGGCAUGAGAGCAGCCAGCGCUCCUGGCUCCCCACAGACGACAGAGCCAAUCGCCGGUUGAGUUUUGUAGACGAGAAGGAUACCUUAGAAGGCUUGCAAGAGGAAGAGCGACCGUCCAAGGUCCAGAACCCACAAGGGGUCAGAGUACCUCGGAGGGUUUCUCUUUAUCCAAAGGACGAAGCCGUCCAAACUGACCUCCCUCGGCGAAUAGCUCCCACAGAUGCCAGACCUCCGGAACAUGGCAGCUCCCGGGCCUCUGUGGAGCCCCGGGCAGCCCAGAGAAGAACGCCCGGCCCAGAGAUUGAUGUGGAUGCCCAGACAGCCUGCUACUCAGCAGCCAAGGCCUUACAAAAGAAUGCGAAAAUGGAAUCAUCCCUCAAACUUUCUAUGCUUAGAGAGUCGGGUGCUGGGCACCGUAGGCGGACAGAGGUCGAGCCCACUCUGAAGAAUGCCAAUGCCAUCUACACCGAACCCAAGGCCACCACAAAGCUCACGUUGUCAUCAGAGGUGGAGUCGAACCCCAAGCCCGCCGCCAGAGAAGGCGAGCUCAGCCGCAGGGUCACUAUCUCCAAAGCGCCACAGCGCCUAGUAGCUCGGCCCGUGGCUCUCGAGAGCUCCGGCAGAUCUUCUACCUUUCUGACCCCAGAGCCUAUCUGUAAGCCUCACACCCAGAGGACCCCAGAAACGGUCCACACGGCCGCAGCACCCUCCCGAAAGCCUUGUGUUCAUAUGGAACUGGGACUGACCCCUAGGCCCUUGCCCCCUCGAUCCUUACCCAGGUACGGGCCUGACUCUUCGUGGUGGCCCUUGCUCAAUCCUGACUUUGAAAUGCCCUCCAGCCGGCCAGUGACACCUGAUUUUGAGCCUCUGUCCCCGGCUCCUCUGGAGUCUCUAUUGUCCUUUUUUGAAAAGGACUCAAGUCCUUUCACUGAAGAUGUGCUCUUCUCCAGAGAGGUGGCAAGUCCACCCCAGCCACCAGCUCCAGAGGCCUCUCCGUCACCACCACCACCAUCACCACCACCAGUCGCUGCCACCAAACGGUCUUCAGCUGGCCUACCCUUGAGGGACGAGCUGCAGGCCCCCAAGCGCACCGCCCCACAACCCAUUCAAAGUUUUAGUGCUUUCUUUUUGGAUGUCUCUGAGGAGAUGUACAAUCGUGUCAUCUGGUGGCUAAAAGGUCUGUGCUCGUCUCUCUCCUGGGUCCGCUGUGGGAGCCUGGCGCGGGCAGGCCGGGGUGGUGGGCGGUUCUGUGUCUAUAGGGUCUGUUAG